Eublepharis macularius is the source of this 2270-nucleotide messenger RNA. RefSeq names its product zinc finger protein 883-like. Gene Ontology annotation, molecular function: DNA-binding transcription factor activity; RNA polymerase II cis-regulatory region sequence-specific DNA binding. Gene Ontology annotation, biological process: negative regulation of transcription by RNA polymerase II; regulation of immune system process; regulation of cytokine production. Lineage: Eukaryota; Metazoa; Chordata; Lepidosauria; Squamata; Eublepharidae. The transcript is spliced from 4 exons. The record is from RefSeq and is a predicted model, not a curated record. Bases 87 to 2045 code for a protein of 652 amino acids.
CUUUGGGUUGACCUAAAACUUUGGGUGCUGAUUUCCAAGGACUGCAGCAUCACUGAGAGUCCCAAAGCUGCUGCCCUGGAAUAGAAAUGGAAGGGCCAGAUACAACAGGACCUGAAGCUGAAAGGAGGUCAGAGGCAGGAAGAAGAGACAUUUGCCUUGUCCAAAAUGGGGGCAUCACAGAGGAUCUGACUGGAGUGGAUUCACAGCAAAUCAAAGAAGAACCAGAGGAUGCGCUGCCACAGAAAUGGGAAGCUCAAUGGCCGGUCUUUCUGAAAGCAACCCAGAAGCCUUGCUCUCCAAGGAAAAUUCCAGAAUUGUUUGACUCCUUACCAAGAGAAAUUACUCAGGAGUCCCAGCCCUCCUUCAGGAGAGCAACUGACAUGAGCCAAGAGCAUAGAGCAAAUUAUGUGACCCAAACUCGGCCAGGCCUUGGUGGAGAGGCCCAUGAGGCCUAUGAAAGCAUGGCUUCUAUGAGGAUGAAGGAAGAGACUCUAGAUGAAGAAAAUACCAUUGGCUUGGAGAUGCAGUGCUGGCACCAGGAGACUGAGGAGAUACCAGGAUCUAACUUUUCUAAGGCAAAGCAGGAUUCGUCAGGCCCAGUGAAGAUGCAGGUCAAAAAGGAGGGUCACCUGGAGGCCAUCUUGCUGGCAGAUGGUGAUCAAGAGUGGGAGAGUGAAGAGGAAUCCUUUCCAUUGGAAAGACAAAAGGAAGUUGAUAUUAAUAGAGUAUCUUUGGAAGGAGCCAAAGAGACAUAUUUCCAGGAUCAUGCAAUGGAUGAGAUGCUGGGGAAUCAUCAAGAGGCAGAAAAUUGCCAGGAAAAUGAUCCAUGGACAAUAGAAGGACAUCCCUUUCUUUGUGAGGAACACAAAAGCACAUUCCAAAAGGGAAUUUUGAAGCCUGAGGGAAAACAGAUGGGCUCGGAGUACAGAAGGACUUUCUGUCAAAGCCAGUACCUGCCUCAGAAUCAGAAAAUGCAGAAAGGAGAUAAACUAUACACAUGUAUGUUCUGUGGGAAAAUUGCCAACAGGAGAGCAGAUCUUAUUGUACAUGAGAGAACUCAUACUGGAGAGAAACCAUACAAAUGCUCAGAGUGUGGGAAGAGCUUCAACACAACCUCUUACCUCACAAAACAUAAAAGAAUACACACCGGAGAGAAGCCAUACCAGUGCUCGGAAUGUGGGCAGAGCUUCUGUCAAAAAGGCAACCUUGUUUCUCAUGUAAGAAUCCACACAGGAGAGAAGCCAUACAUAUGCACAGAGUGUGGACAAUGUUUUAGUCAAAGGAAGAUCCUCGAUAAACACCAGAGGAUCCAUACGGGGGAAAAGCCGUACAAGUGUUUGGACUGCGGGCAAAGCUUUAGUCAGACAUCUCACCUCAUGACACACAAAAGGACCCACACAGGAGAAAAGCCACACAAAUGUUCAGACUGUGGGAAGAGUUUUAACCAGAAAGGAGACCUUGUCAUACACAGGAGAAAGCACACAGGCCAAAAGCCGUAUGAAUGCUCUGAAUGCGGGAAAAGCUUCAGCACCAGCUAUCAGUUUAUCAACCACAAAAGGCUACAUACAGGAGAGAAACCGUAUACCUGCUCAGACUGUGGGCAGAGCUUUAAUUGGAAAUCAAACCUCGUAACGCAUCAGAGGAUCCAUACCGGUGAAAAACCGUAUGAAUGUUCCAUUUGUCAGAAAAGUUUUAGCGAUAAGUCCUCCCUUACGAAACACGUGAGAACCCACACGGGGGAGAAGCCAUAUAAAUGUUCUGAAUGCGGACAAAGCUUCAACUUGAAAUCAAACCUUAUGACUCAUAAGAGAACUCAUACUGGAGAGAAGCCAUACCAAUGCUCAGAGUGUGGGAAGAGCUUGAGUCAUCGAUCCUCUCUUACAAAACACAUGAGAACCCACACAGGGGAGAAACCGUAUGAGUGCUUCCAGUGCGGGAAAACCUUCAUCUCUAGCUCAGACUGCAGAAAACAUGAAAGAGUACACACUCGAGAGAAGCCGUAUAAACGUAUGAGGAAAAGCCCACUUAUCCCUCUGUUCUCAUGAACAGGAAAUUCACAUGUGUGGAGUCAGCCAAAUGUCAGAAAGGCAAUGGCAUGAAAACUUUGUAAACAUUUACCUGGAAUAGAUGUAGCAGUCGCUUGACCUGUGCUCAGUCUCCAAACAGAACAAAACUUUUGAAAAUUGGGGAUGAACUGUAUCGGCUGGCCUGGUGCAUAAUAAGUUAGAGGCGGUUUUUAAUGAAUUAUUGUGAUUUGAAAUAUUUUUCCA